AUGGAGACGCAAUCAUCACGACCCAAGAAGACAGACAUCGUCCGAAAACGGACCGGAUGCCAAAACUGUAAAACAAGGCGACGCAAGUGUGACGAGACGCGCCCCGAUUGCUCCGCCUGUGUUCGUCGCGGCAUCAAGUGCAGCGGCUACGAUCGUCCCGUCGCCUUCAAAGACGUGACGGCCUUGGCCGCAGAGUCGUCACGAAAGUUUGAGGCCGCUCGCUGGUCGGCGCUGCGACAUGAGGAUGCGCGGAGAAAGCGUCGCAUGACGGCCACGGAUACGGCGUCGUCCGAAGUCAUUCGCCCCGACAUCAUCAUCGGACCGGCGCUCAGCGCUCAGGCCCCGUCUGCUCCGGUGCCGGCACCGUCUACCAACUUCAUGUCGACUGAAGCCUGGUCUGGAGGCGCGUUUGCGCUGCCCUGGGGUCUUUUCGAUAUCCCCAAUGCGCCGUCGCAGGUAUUCCCUGAGGUCGCUCCUGUGCUGGGUACCGUCAUCGAAAGCCUUUCGACUCCGCUGCCUGGACGUGCAUCCGAUGAUACUACCUCGCCGCGGCAAAGUUCACCGGAGGCUUUGACACCUGCCAACUGGGACGAGUUCCUCGUGUCUCAAGACUCGCCUCUCGACACAUCAUCUGCCGAGGAGUCCCUUCUGGGCGAACCUACCACCGACCUCCAGAUCUCGCUACCCCUCGAAGAGUCACUUGUACAGCAUUUCGACACAAAUGUCAUUCCCGCAAUUCCCGUCGCGCUAGCCUUCUCGAACCUGUUCCAAUCGAGCAGCUGUUUCCGAGCGGCAGUCCUGGCGUUGUCCGCGAGCCAUCUGAAAUUGGCAGAGCGGUUACCGAUGGACUUUCAGAGCCUGCGGCGGAUAUGUGACGACAAAUGCGUCUGGGUCUACUACGACACAGCGGUGAAGGACCUUCAGCUGCAAAUACAGCGAUCCAACAAGAGCAGCGAGGAGCUGGCCGGCGCAGCCCUCCUUCUAGCAUACCACGAAUUGGAGGCGGGCACGGCUUUUGGCCUCAGGAACCACGCCAGCGGUCUCGACGCCAUCGCCUCAAAGAUGGACUUUGCCGCAUCAUCAAUGCCAAACCUCUUCAAAGCAUGGCGGAUGCUCCGCUACGACAUUCGAUACACGUAUACACCGACCCGCAAGUCAAGCAACCCUGUCGACAAUUACGACAGUGCAAGCUUCCUCGACCCUCAGUUGGCGAUCCGAGAUGUCAUGUCCAGAGUCUUCAGCCUUUACUCGAGAAACGCUAUGGAGGCCAGCUUCCUCAAUGACAACACUGUUGAGGGAUCAAGCGCGUCUGAGAGGGCAGCCAGAUGGCUUUGCUCCGUGCUCAACAGAAAGUCCGACCACCGCAACUUUCAGAGGGGCGACUUUUACAAGGAGGAUCUGACGUCGGAAAAAGUGCUGGAACAAUGCGAUACCUUCUCAAAGCACCUCGACUCAUGGCACAAAGGCCUGCGCGACUGCGACCUACCUAUCGUCCGAGUCGGCGCCGACGAGGACACGAUUACCGGUCCCACCUUUGAGCCCGUCAUCACGUACCGAUUUACCGACAACACGAAGGCCAUGGACUACUUGUUGUACCUGAUCUCCCGCAUGAGCAUCAGCAACCUCCGCUCGGUCUGCGAUCCCUCUGUCUCAGCAGCCGCGACGGAGGCGUGGGGCAAAGUAGCCCUCGGCAUCAUCUGCGGUAUGAACGUGCUUCAAAAGCAGCAGUUCACGGUGCUUCGUAUCGACGUUCUCGUCCGCUGGGUGGCUCUCCUGGUCGAGAGCACCAAUUUCGCCAGAACGAUCCUCGACUACUUGAUCCCGAAGGUCCUGUCCAACGGGCUGACGGCCCCGGAGAUGGUCUCGUGGGUGUACACGAAGGCAAGGAUGGAGUACUGGCUAAGGGAAAAGCUGCGUGGGCGGGCUAUGAGAUUCUUCAUGACGGGGGUAGAAGAGGACUCUGAUCCUUGGUGCAUCCUCACCCCGCAUACGAUGGCAGGCUUUGGCGACUACAAUGGCAAAGGCAGCUUCAGGGAAACCUUUGUCAUGGAUUGCUUUGCUUCCGUUGAUAAGAGGUGA
Messenger RNA from Colletotrichum chrysophilum, 2079 nucleotides. RefSeq lists its product as uncharacterized. NCBI's taxonomy places the organism in Eukaryota, Fungi, Ascomycota, Sordariomycetes, Glomerellales, Glomerellaceae. The transcript has 2 exons. Bases 1 to 2079 code for a protein of 692 amino acids. Gene Ontology annotation, cellular component: nucleus. Gene Ontology annotation, biological process: positive regulation of transcription by RNA polymerase II. Gene Ontology annotation, molecular function: DNA-binding transcription factor activity, RNA polymerase II-specific; transcription cis-regulatory region binding; zinc ion binding. The record is from RefSeq and is a predicted model, not a curated record.